Colletotrichum tamarilloi is the source of this 2385-nucleotide messenger RNA. RefSeq lists its product as uncharacterized. The record is from RefSeq and is a predicted model, not a curated record. NCBI's taxonomy places the organism in Eukaryota, Fungi, Ascomycota, Sordariomycetes, Glomerellales, Glomerellaceae. The coding region runs from base 1 to 2385 and encodes 794 amino acids. The transcript is spliced from 2 exons.
AUGGAUUGGGCACCGACUGACUCGUUCCAAACCUCCUUGCCGUGCGACAAGCCACCGGAGGCUCAUGACAUGGCUUCGGAACACUAUUACCAGGCACUUGAGAAUCAGCUCAUCCAACACCAUUCAUGGGGCUAUGCGGACCAUGUUCUCUCAAUUCCCUCGCAGAAUGGGACUGUCUUCUCAGAAACACCUCUACAGUUCGGCAACUAUGCUGAGGGUUAUCUACCUGCUAACUUGGAAGCGUCUGCCAACCACAUGCUUCUCUCCAACGCAAACUUUGAGAGCGACAUCGGUACCAUGGGGUUAUCUGAUCUCAAUGUAAACACCUCUGAUCAUGUAACAGACAUGAUUAGUCCUCGGCACCACGACCAUCUAUACGCUUGGGGUUCAUCAGAGAUGAUUUCUCAAGAAGACGGAGUGUAUCAUGCUGCCUGCAUGAUGCUCUAUAAUCACUCUAACAUCAAUGUUGGUUCACAUGACAGUGGUGAAUUAAUCACUAUCCAUGAAAAAUCUUCAGCAUCGAAUGCUAUGAUUUUAUUUCCAGGAACUUCGGUAUCUUUCGCUGGGCCAUCAGAUACUCGGCAGAUGAGCUACGUUGAGCCAACGGCGAUAUGCGAAGACCAAGCAAUUCUAAACACUGUCACCCCACUGCCUAUAUCGCAACCGCCAGCAACCCGAAAGACAAUUCGCAGCGCGAAGAAGGUAUCCCACUCUGAUACCAAAUGGGAUGAGCUUCGAAAAGACCACCUCAAUCGUCUCUACAUCAAGGAGAACCACACCCUGGAUGAAGUAGUGUUUGAACUGGCUGCUAUCCACAAUAUCGAGAUCGGGAAGUCUACAAUCGAGAGACGACUCAAGGACUGGCCGGAAUUCUCGAAAAAUAACGUUAGCCAGCAGCACCAACAGGAGGGCGUCUCGACGCGCCGACGUACUGCAUCGGCAUUGACGUCCUUGAGACCAAACUCCACCUCCCCUUUUGCACAGUUUCCAUUUGUUUCUCUGAAUACCACAAGACGACAAGCCGAAGUCGAGAGAAUACGGGAACUAUCCCCCGCUACCUAUCUCCACCAGGAGAGGAUGUUCCACGCGCUAGACCAGCUCGUCAAAGGUCUUCUCGCCUCGGGCCAGAAAAGCUGGACAGUUGAUCCAGUACGGCCCAUCUCCUUCAUCGCACCAAACAGCGGCGGCCGUACAGAACAUGCGUCGACGACACCUCGUUCACCACCCUCACAAGACUGGGAACCCCUCGUCGAAAAGUGCCGUGGCAUGGCCACCCUGGCAGAGACAUCACAGUUCAGCGAACUCCUCUCUGUAUUUGGCAACGUCCUGGCAUCGACAAAGCAGAUGGUCCAGAUCUGCGCCCCUGAUUUCCUCGUCUACUUCUGGAAAAUCUGCAUCGCCCUCUUCCAAGUCCGCAUCGGAGGCCGGAGAGACUACCUCUGCCUGCGCCUCUUUCUUCACAGCCUCGGCGCCUACCUCGCCAGGUCCCCCUCGGUCGGCGCGCACCACGCUGUCACCGUCUUCGCGGCGUCGCUGAUCGGCGUCGUCGAGUCGGAACCGCUCGAUCUCAAAGUCACGCUCGGCCUGGCGUACUGGAAGGCCAUCCACGUGCUCGCCAGCCUGCUGGGCGGCGACCACGCUAUCGUGCUGAACAUGACGACCCAUUGCGUGCGGCACUGGCCAGGCCGGUUCACGCCGCAGAAACACGUCCUCGAAUCUGCGUACCAAGAGCUCCUGUCCAGGAAAUCCUCGGCUCCGUGGGCGCUAUCGGAAAAGGAUGUCUCGUUGCAGCUGGACUAUCUGCGCACCGUGUCUGCGAAGAAGAACUACGCCCCGGACGUCAUACAGCGGGCAGACGAACUCCGCAGGAUCACCCGAGAUAUCAGCCUGAGCAAGGCAACUACGGGCCGCCUGCAAGCGACCGUCACUACUCGCGCCUUUGACUUUACGACGGAACUGCUGACGGCUCACCACCUAGAGGCAGCAAGCCACGCGCGCGACGCGGAUUCCGUGGAGGCCAGUCAGGCAGUGGCAUUCGGCCUUCUCAACACGGCGAUAGAGAUCUUCCGAGAGGGAAGCCUCGAGUGCCAGAUCCGCGCUGUAGCGUUCUCAAAGCGAUUGGAGGUCCACCUGAGGGCAUCGGGACGGAAGAAACAGGGGCUGGAUGAGAAGGACCGAGGACGAGAUGUGCGGCUCGCCAUCAAACGGGCUGUGAUGGAGCCGUCCUGGGAGCCAAGUUUCACACCCACGGUGAGGAGAUCAUCACGUCCUCGAGCGUCGACCAAGGCGGCUUGGGCGGCUCAGAAGCGCCGAACCCGCGUGGAAAGCCGGGAUCAUCUGGUGUGUAUGCUCCAGGCGGAGAGUCGCACGCGGAUCUCUACGUGA